Diatraea saccharalis (sugarcane borer) is the source of this 2547-nucleotide messenger RNA. Lineage: Eukaryota; Metazoa; Arthropoda; Insecta; Lepidoptera; Crambidae. The record is from the annotation of a GenBank genome assembly.
AUAUCUUGGUUGAGCUGCGCGUUGUGUUGACUUGUGUAUUUUUCAAAAGUAUUUAGCCAAUUUAAGAAAUAAUUCUACUUUAAAAGCAAGUUUUGAUAGGUUUAUUUAGAUUAGUAGACGAAUGUUGCUAUAAUUUAAUAUAAACAUGCCGUCUAUUGACGUGAUGGGCCCUCCGGGACAGGUCCUGGAAGGGCCGGUGGAAGAGCCUCAAGCACCUCCUCCACCAGUAAUUGGCAUCAUCUAUCCGCCACCAGAAGUGAGAAAUAUUGUUGACAAGACCGCCAGCUUUGUGGCCCGAAAUGGUCCAGAGUUUGAAGCUCGCAUCAGGCAAAAUGAACUUGGCAAUCCCAAAUUCAACUUCUUAAAUUCGGGGGAUCCAUAUCAUGCUUAUUACCAACAUAAAGUGAAAGAGAUUAGAGAAGGAAAAGGUCCAGAUCCUUCUGCGCCUGCCCCUGCACCGCCUGGUGUAACUCGUGGAGGUUUAGCUCCAGCAACUGCAGCCCGCCAACAGGAGUUAUUAAAGGCUGCCGCUCCCGCUGAACCCCCGCCGCCGAGAGACCCCCCACCAGAUUUCGAAUUCAUAGCUGAUCCACCUUCGAUUUCGGCCCUGGAACUCGAUAUCGUCAAACUCACUGCGCAAUUUGUUGCUAGAAAUGGAAGACAAUUCUUAACAGACUUGAUGAAGAAAGAGGAAAGAAACCAUCAAUUCGACUUCUUACGUCCGCAACACUCCCUCUUUCAAUAUUUCACGCGUCUUCUCGAACAGUAUACCAAAGUGUUGUUGCCUCCUAAAGAAUUAGUGACUAAAUUGGGUUCUGAGAUACGGAGCGGGAUUCUGGAGCAGGCUCGGAGCCGUGCCGCAUGGCACUCUCAUCAAGCUCGUCGCAAAGCGGCCGAUGAGGCUAGAAUCGAAAAAGAGCGUUUGGCUUACGCGUCUAUUGACUGGCAUGACUUCGUCGUCGUCGAAACUGUCGACUAUCCAGCUGGAGAACCUGGAGAUUUCCCACCGCCGACAACUCCGUUGGAAGUUGGAGCACGAGUGCUGGCGCAAGAGCGCGGGGAAGAUAUCGCUCAUGUACCAGAAGACGAUGAUACUGAGAUGCAGCUCGAAUCAGAGUCGGAGUCCGAUAGCGACGAGGAAUUAGAUGAGAUGGAGGAUAGGACGCAGCAGCAACAGCGGCCCGACGACAACAGAGUUCAGGAUAUGGAAGAAGAGAGCUCAUCUGAGGAUGACGAGCCUAUGAUGCCUCCACCGCCGCCUAGCGAGGAAGCACCGCUGCCACCUCGCGCUGAUCGCGUGGUGGUUAAGAAAUAUGAUCCGAAACGUACCCGCCCUCAACAGGCGGCGGGAGAGGAAUGGCUGGUGUCUCCGAUAACAGGUGAAAGGAUCCCGGCCAACAAGGUGGCGGAUCACGUGCGCAUCGGCCUGUUGGAUCCGCGCUGGCUGGAGCAACGUGACCGCGCCGCCGCCGAGCGGACCGACAGAGACGAAGCGCUCGCACCUGGCGCUGCUAUAGAGGCUUCAUUGAAACAACUCGCGGAACGCCGUACCGACAUUUUCGGCGUGGGUGAUGAGGAGACUGCGAUCGGUAAGAAGAUAGGUGAAGAAGAGAAACGUCGCGAUGACCGCGUCACGUGGGACGGGCACACGUCCAGCGUGGAGGCGGCCACCAGGGCUGCGCGAGCGCAUAUCACGCUCGAGGAUCAGAUACAGCAGAUACACAAGGUGAAAGGCUUACUGCCGGACGAGGAGAAGGAGAAGAUCGGCCCCAAGCCGGUAUCGGGUGGGGCCCGCGCGCCCCCGCCUCGUCCCGCGCCUGCGCCCCCGCGCCCCCCUGCGCCCGCGCCCGCCCCCGCCGCGCCCGCGCCGCCCCCGCCCGCGCCCGCCGCGCCCGCCCCCGCGCCCGUGCUGCUGCAGCCUCUGCCCCCGCUCAUGGUGUUACCGCCGAUGGCCCCGCGGCCGCCCCUGAUCCCCACGCCGGUGGGCGUGGGCGUGGGCGUGGGCAUGGGCCCGGGCCCGUCGUUCGGGUUCGCGUCGGCGGGCGCGCCCCCCGAGGAGGAGGACGCGCCCGCCGCCAAGCGCACCCGCACCGAGGACGCGCUCGAGCCCGAGGCCGCCUGGCUGGCGCGCCAUCCCGGCGCCGUGCCGCUGCAGGUGGCGCUACCGUCGCUGCCGGAGCGGUCUGAAUGGCGAUUGGACGGCCGCGUGGUGCCGCUGAGUAUCGCGCUGGGGGCUCCAGUCGCUGAACUGAAGGGAAUGUUGCAGCGAGCCACCAACAUGCCCACCGCUAAACAGAAGUUGCACUACGAGGGUCUCUUCUUUAAAGAUACGAAUACACUGGCAUAUUACAAUGUACCGCCAGGAGCAGUCAUACAUCUCCAAGUCAAGGAGCGCGGUGGACGAAAGAAAUAAUGCUACAUCUAUCUCACUAUCCAUCUAAUAAUGUCUUUCCCUCCGCGAUACAGUUUAGACUAUCUGUAAGCUACAUAAAAAUAUGUGACUUUUCUUGCAAAUAUCUUUAAGAUAAGAUCUGUUUUUACAGUAUU